AUGAUGAUUACUUUAUAAAGUAAUCAAAAUUAAGAUUAUAAUAAAUACAUUACAUUAUAAAUACUAUAAAAAACAAUGAAAAGUAUUCAAGGCGAAAAGAUAGAGAUCUAACUUCAUUAAAAUAAAAAAAAAGCAUUUUAAUCACUGGAAUAAAAAUCUAAGGUAAAUCAGAUUUUCAAAUGA
Messenger RNA from Paramecium sonneborni, 183 nucleotides. The record is from the annotation of a GenBank genome assembly. Lineage: Eukaryota; Ciliophora; Oligohymenophorea; Peniculida; Parameciidae.